Messenger RNA from Bombus pascuorum, 3851 nucleotides. Its product is annotated as facilitated trehalose transporter Tret1-like. The transcript has a single exon. The record is from RefSeq and is a predicted model, not a curated record. NCBI's taxonomy places the organism in Eukaryota, Metazoa, Arthropoda, Insecta, Hymenoptera, Apidae. Gene Ontology annotation, biological process: transmembrane transport. Gene Ontology annotation, cellular component: membrane. Gene Ontology annotation, molecular function: transmembrane transporter activity. Bases 697 to 2160 code for a protein of 487 amino acids.
AUAUUUAGGGUCAUUGAGCAAUCUUGGUAAAUAUCCUCAUUACUGUCUUUCCUAUAAUUCGAUUCAAUAAUUUGUAAUUCUGUACGUGAAUUUUACAUUUUUCCUUCGGUGGUAGAGCUCAAUGAAAUAUAAAUUUUCUUUUGGUACGCAUUUCUACAGUCCUGUCUUUGCUCGUGGCCGACAAAUAGCUCAGUGAAUCACAACAUCGAAGCAGAGAAUGAAUUGCAUAAUUCUGGUGCAAAUGGCUGUUCGUCAACGCUCGGAUUAUUUCCAUAUUCAACUACGUAUGAUUGGUCAUGUACACUGCUCUACGUGGUAGGAGGGAUAGAAUAAAUCUAGAAAGAGAAUUUUGAAAGAGAAUUGUCGCGUUCUUUCGAUCAGUCAUAUCUCUUCUACACACGGUACAUGUGUAACAGUUUUAAUUUAUAUUCUCCGGCAUUUAAAAAAUUUAGUAAAGAAUCUAAUGAAAGUGAAAAAGUGAAUUUUAUACGCUACACGAUCAAACAAAAAUACCGAAACCAUUCGUUAAAAUAUUAAAAACACAAAAACUGUUUGUUAAAAUAUUGCAAAAAAAAAAAAAAAACAAAAACACAUCCAUUUUAGUUUAAAAUUUGGAUUACUUAAGAUGCUGGCUAUUCUAAUUGACAAUCAAAACUGAGUUUCAAAGUGUAUGUCAACAUCACCUAAUGCCAAUAAAUGAGAGCACAUCGAUCAAUAAAGAUGGAAACAAUCAGGAAAUCGGACGAACCUCAAUGGAUAUUUAGCACGAGGCAGCUCAUAGCGACGCUGAGCCCGCUACUAGCAGCGUUCCUGAUCGGUUUAACAAAUGGUUUUCACACCGUUCUUUUGACACAACUUAUUCCUACAUCCACAACAGACACGAACAACCACGAGAUCUGGAUAACCAGCAACGAUGAUUGGUAUCAAUCGCCGUUUUCUGGCGCCGUGUUUGCUAUUCUAGGUUGUUACUUGUCAGGAAUCGCCAUGGAGAAGCUAGGCAGAAAGAAAUCCACGAUGAUAAUUUUUCAAGUAUCUUUAAUCGGAUGGAUCGUCAUUGGGUUUGCAAGGAAUAUUCUGUACAUCAAGAUUGGAACAACAAUCUGCAGCUUAGGUGUUGGUCUUUUUAGUCCCCUAAUACCAGUUUACAUCGGUGAAAUAACAGAUCCUUCGUUAAGAAGCCUGUUCCUAAGUAUGAUAAACACGAUAAUGACAUUUGGUGUUCUAAUGGCCGUGACUUUUGGCUCUUUUUUUCACUGGAGAAUCGUCAACUACAUCUGUGAGGCAUGUUUAUUGAUAUGUUGGUCGGCCUGUAUUAUAUCUCAAGAAAGUCCAAUCUGGUUAAUGAACAGAGAUCGAAAGAAAGAGGCACUGUAUCAUUGGGUCUAUCUUCGAGGAUGGAAAUCAGAAGGAGAAUAUCGUGCCAUGGAAACAGCUGUAAGAAGAAAUGACGAGCAAAGUAAAUUCGUUGGAUCUACGAUCAUUGUCAGAUUGAAAUACGAUCUGUGUUCAAAAGACUUCUUGUGGCCUCUGUCCGUGUCGUGUAUGUUGUUCUUCGUGUAUUACUUCUCUGGAUACAAAUUAGUGAAAUACCAUAUGCUUGAUAUUAUCUCAACGACUGUUCAGUCUCGCAGCCUCGUUGCUGAAAUAAUUAUAACGUCGAUUAUCUUUGUUACGGAUAUCGUUGCUUGUUUUUUCGUAUGGAAGUGCAACAGGAGAACGUUGGCCAUAAUUUCUGCAAUGGGUACGAUCUCUUCUCUGUUUGUAUUGAUUCUUUACGUGUACCUUAAUCUUGAAGUAUCGUGGCUGAUUAUUACUUGUUGCUUGUGCUACUAUGUAUUUUUUGGAAUCGGUCUGAUACGUUUGCCAUGGAUAUACUGCGGUGAAUUGUUCCCUAGUAAAUUAAGGAGCUCCGGCAGCAGUAUCGUGCUUGGAUUUUCGUACAUUUGUUCUGUAGUGGACGCGAUACUAGCACCAGAAUCGAUCAUACCGUUGGAAAUGCAGGAGCUUUGUGUAAUUUAUUUUACCUUGAUGCUGGUCGGGUGUAGCUUCUUGGUCUGGAAACUGCCGGAAACAAAGGAUAAGACUUUGUUGGAGAUUGAAAGGAUGUUUGACAAGGAAUCAGACGACAACAAUGUGAAUGUGAAUGUUAUGAUGAUCUGAACAAACAAACAUCCUUUGUUCUUGUGAUCGUGUACUUUUAUCUUGUGUUUGCGUUUUGUAUUUAUGUUUUGCGAAAUUGGAUCACUUGGUAAACUGUAAUGAUCGUUGUAGGGCGAGAGUUAGCCUCUUCGAGCGAAAUGCAAAAAAAAAAAUGCAAAAAUCGGCACGCAAAUUUUGCAAUUAUGCCGAUGUAGCUUUAACUGAGAAGUCAAAAUUUGUUAUUUUUCAUUUGUGAUCAACGAAAUCUUUACCAACGUGUCUCUUACAUUUUUCUGAUUAAAAUCACACGAAACGCGAUAUAAUCUGCAGCAUAUUUGCUUACGCAAUGAACGAUAAUUAAAUACAUAUCAAUAAGUAAAUAUAAUUCAAACGAUAUCGCGUUUGAUCUCAUUUUAAUCAGAAAGAUCUCAGAAAUACAAAAAAAAAAAAAUAAAUAAAUAAUCUCUAAAUAUUAAUUUAGAAAAAGUCAGAAAUACAAAAUUUCACUUUCGAAUUGAUUCCUAAAUAGAUUGUCUCAGUGAUAUCUGACGUUGAAUUAUGUUACACUACUCGGCAGUCUCUGUGGGCCAUCGAGCUUCAUGGUGCACCAGAGGAACAUCCCCCAUGUGGAGCUUUUUUUUUAUUAUAGAACGUUUUUUGUAUUGAUUUUUAUAUGGUCAAGCGAUAAGAUUUUGCGACGGUUAUUCAAGUUAACAAAUAAACUCUGAAUGUUUAUGCAAUUAUGACAAGCGUAAAGAUAUGAGAAUGUGUAAAGAUAAGCAUAAAUGUUUAAUAAUCGAAUGAAGUGUGACAAAACAUAAAUAUGCCACGUGUUUAUUACAUACAUAUUGAUAUUAUCCUUAUAAUUGACGGUACCUGACGCAAUUGAUCACUCGAGUAUGCAUAUUUACACAUAUAUAUGUAUUCGAAUGGUUGUAUCAGCGGUAAUACUAACACAGUGUCAGGUAAACAUUAUUUUUUGCUGUUAAUCGUAAUCGAUAGAAUUAUAUCACAUCACCAGUACAUAUAUCGCUAGACUCUAAUGCUAAAUCUUUUAGUAUUUAAUUCUUAAUUGAUGUAGAAUCAUCAAGAACUAUAAUACAAAUCUUGAAAGAAAUCGUAAUGAUAAAAUACUUCAGAGGAAAAAUAAUCCUCUAUCCAUACACUUUGAAAAAUGACACGUUAAUAGUUGCAAUUCUAUUCUCAAUUAAUUGAAUUACAUUUUGGGAAGUUUUUUGAGAAAGGAAUUAUACUCGAUUUUAAUAUUGUACAAAUUAUGUAACGAGUUAAUAAUUCCUUUCUUGGCUUUGAUUAUUCGUGUAUGUUACUACAUGUUCCAUAAUCGUAAUGAAAUUACUUCAUAAUAUAUCGAAAAUUUUGUAGAAUUGAUCUUCCUUGCAAAUUAACUCUGCUGCAGUCGACUAAUUUUUCUAUGAUAAAAUCAGUGUUGUUUAGAAAAUUAUGCACAUUAACGUGAUGCUGCUUUCUUUGUUCGUAAUGUAAUGAAUAUUUUCAACGACAAAGAAACAUGGUAAAAAAUAUAACAAUGUCAACCUUGAUUUCUUUCAUUUAGAAGACUUUAUCAAGAAGAUAUCCUUUAUUUAGUAUUCUUUUUCGCUACAAAAAUUGUUAAUAAUUUCUCUAAAUGUAAUUAAGAACUCGUAAUAUAUUUAAAGGCCGUCCGAGAGUAAUAAAGGUCAGAUUAAAAAUUU